Prunus persica (peach) is the source of this 1008-nucleotide messenger RNA. RefSeq lists its product as uncharacterized. Lineage: Eukaryota; Viridiplantae; Streptophyta; Magnoliopsida; Rosales; Rosaceae. The transcript is spliced from 2 exons. Bases 30 to 803 code for a protein of 257 amino acids. The record is from RefSeq and is a predicted model, not a curated record.
GAGAGAGAGAGAGAGAGAGAUUAGAGAAAAUGGUUUGGAAGAAAGAAUACUUAGAUCUAGUGUUGGUCCCAACUGGUUUGCUAAUCAUGUUUUGCUACCAUCUCUUUCUUCUCUACAGAUGCCUAAGACAUCCAGAAACCACAGUCAUUGGCAAUGAGAACCACUGCAGAAAAGCUUGGGUUGAGAGAAUGUUGCAGGUUGAAGCAAAGGACAGAGGCCUGUCCGUAACAGUAAUCUCCUGCACCAUAACAGCGGCGAAUUUCUUAGCUUCAACCUCUUUAGCAUUGAGCUCUCUGAUUGGAGCAUGGAUUGGGAGCUCUUCACACAACAUCUUCAUGAGUAGCAUUACAUAUGGUGACACAAGUCCUGCCAUAAUUUCUAUCAAAUAUAUUAGCAUUCUGGCCUGCUUCCUCCUUGCUUUGGCUUCCUUUUUACAUUGCAUAAGAAACUUUGUCCAUGCCAAUUUCCUCAUCAGCAUGCCAGACAGUGACAUUCCUUUGGCUCAUGUGGAGAAGGCUGUGAUAAGUGGUGGCUUGUUCUGGACUCUGGGGUUAAGAGCUAUCUACUUUGCCACUACUUUGCUCCUCUGGAUUUUUGGUCCAAUUCCGAUGUUUGUUUGUUCAGUGAUUAUGGUGUUGAUUUUGCACAGGCUUGAUUCAAAUUCCACUCCAUUGCAUCAGUUCCAACCAGCCAAGAGUCAUAAUGUGCUCAGGAAAAUUGGUGAAGAAAACAGCAGAAUAGAAAGGGCUAUUGAGCAACAUCAUGAAAGAUCACACAUGGAUGGAAGCAGAGCUCAAGGUUGAAACCAACAACCAGCAUCAUGUAAAGUACAAACUAAGAGGCAAUAAGUAUAGGAGAAUAUCUUGGGAGUAUAACACUUGAGAGAGAGAGAGAGAGAGAGAGAGAGAGAGAGAGAGAGAGAGAGAGAGAGAGGUCUGGAAAAUCACUUGUUGUGUAUGCUAAUUCCCAUCUAUACAUUUUUUUUAGUAGCAAACUUUGACAUGAUCU